AUGAUUUAGAUCUUUGCAACUGCAAAAGAAAUAUCACUUUAUCCUAAUGAAGUAAAUAUCAUUGAUACCUUUUAAGAAUAUGGCAUUAUUUUAGGAGCAAAUAUCACUUACUUAUCAUCAAAUUCUCAUUAAUAUAAUAUAAUCAAAUAAAAACUAAUUAAUUCUUAAAUUCAUAAAAUACCUUUGGUUUACUAAAUAAAUAACCCUUUUUUCAAAUCCUUUUAUGUUAAUGGUUCUUUAUAGAAGUAGAUUGAAUAAAAUUAUAUUCUUUCUAUGGUUCCAAUAUCAACUGGAUCCAUUUUAGCAGUUGUCUUAUAUAAUAAUGGUAAGUUAGCUUAUAUAAAGGAAGAUAAUAAUAAUUAUUUAUUAGUAGAAUAAAAUUAAUCAAUAUCGAUUGAUACAAUUUAAUUACAAAAUCGUGUUUAUAUGUUUUAUUUAUCAACUAAAUAACAAAUAUUGAUAAUACUAAAUAAAUAAUUAAUCAAAGUAUCUAUUAAUGUGAAUGAAUCUAAAAUAUUUGGUAACAAUUUUAAACAAAAUGAUGAUAAAUUCUUGACUACUUAAAAGAUAUUGCUUGUCGAAGAUCUCUUAUUCAUUACUAGAAAUAGGGAGCUGAGUAUCUAUUCAAUAAAUUAAGAAGUUGUGGAGAAUUAGUUUUAGAAUUAUAAUUUUACAUAUAAUUUAGAUGAUAUCAAAGUUAUUUUUGAAAAUGGCAUAUAUAAGGUGUUUAUUUUAAAUAGAAGAUUUGGUGUAACAAUUUUUAGUUAUGAUCCAAAAUUGAAAUCAUUUAAUGAAAUUUCAUCAUUCGAUUAAAUUUCUUAUAAAGGAUAUUUAAUUGGUGUAAAUAAUUAGAUUUUAAUAAUUGUUGAUGAAGAAGAUAAUGAAUCUAUUAUUUAUGAAUUCCAUUACAAUGAGUAAUUUCAUAAAUGGUAGAUAUAUAAUCACCGACUGAUAUAACAAAAAAUUAAAGAUAUUGAAUUUACCAUUAAUAAUGUAAUUUUAAUUGGUCAAAAUGGACAUCAAAUAAUUUAUCAUUCUAUACCUCCUGAAAACUUUUUACCUCAAAAUUAUGUCACCAUUCCUGGAUUACAAUAAAUUAAUCUAAUAAAUAAAACAGGAAAUUUUAAUCAAACAUUGAUAGGUAUUACGAAACACACAUUUUACAUUUUUUAAUUGUAUUAAUCUCCACAAAAAAUAAUAUGCACUUAUACUGAUGAUUUAAGUCCAAUAAAAUUCAUUUAUUAUUAGAAUUCUACUAAAUGUUCUAUAAUGCCUUAAAAAUAAGACGGAAACUUAUGCCUUUUCGUUUCAAAUUACACAAUUAAUUAUAUCUAUCCAAUUAUUACUUUAAAAUACAAAAUAUAAGAAGAGAUUAUUGUAAUCUCUAUUGUUAUUAUAUCUAUUAUAUUUAUUCUCCUAAUUGUAGCUAAAAGAAAAUGCAAGAAAAAUGUUAGAACUAGGUCAGAAAAUUAAAAUUAAUCUGACUGUAGUCAAUAUGGAAGCCCAAAGAACUAAGACUAAUAAGCUUUAAAAAGCCACACAUAUACUAUGGAUAAUGAACCCAAUGGAUCCAUCGAACUUGUACCUACAUCUAAAAAUAUAGAUCAAAGUCCCAGUUGA
This is a messenger RNA of Paramecium sonneborni, 1620 nucleotides long. The record is from the annotation of a GenBank genome assembly. NCBI's taxonomy places the organism in Eukaryota, Ciliophora, Oligohymenophorea, Peniculida, Parameciidae.